Messenger RNA from Mugil cephalus (flathead mullet), 1789 nucleotides. It is a transcript of the gene rbmx, whose product is annotated as RNA binding motif protein X-linked. The transcript has 9 exons. The record is from RefSeq and is a predicted model, not a curated record. The coding region runs from base 297 to 1478 and encodes 393 amino acids. Gene Ontology annotation, biological process: positive regulation of mRNA splicing, via spliceosome. Gene Ontology annotation, cellular component: spliceosomal complex. Gene Ontology annotation, molecular function: RNA binding. NCBI's taxonomy places the organism in Eukaryota, Metazoa, Chordata, Actinopteri, Mugiliformes, Mugilidae.
AAGAAGAAGAAGGGCGCGCAGGAACGGGGAGAGCCGUUGUUCACCGUCAUCGUACAACUUGCUAACCCGCGGCGUACUACAAUUUGGAGGCAGCUGACUGCGUGCUUGCAUGCUCGCUACAAUUUAAACCGUUGCAUUAUUGUGUUAUGGUCGAAAAGUAGCGGGUUUGAACGUAGUCUUUUGUUUGCAGUAGCGGUGCUUGUUGGCUAACGUUAUACGAGUGUGUAGCUAAAACCGGUGGCACGUUUAUCGCCAUUUUGCGCGUUCAACAGCCCAGGACUUGGCCAGCAGCAAGCAUGGCAGAGGCAGACCGACCAGGGAAGCUGUUCAUCGGAGGACUGAACACAGAGACCACCGAGAAGGCCCUUGAGCAGUACUUCAGCAAAUAUGGCAGGAUUGUCGAAGUUCUUUUGAUGAAAGAUCGUGAAACAAACAAAUCAAGAGGCUUCGCAUUCGUUACUUUUGAAAGUCCAGCCGAUGCAAAGGAUGCAGCACGAGAGAUGAAUGGAAAGUCUCUUGAUGGCAAGCCCAUCAAGGUGGAGCAGGCUACAAAGCCUCAGUUUGAGAGCGCUGGAAGACGAGGACCUCCUCCCAUGCACUCACGCAGUCGGGGUCCACCCAGAGGGCCUCGUGGAUCCAGAGGAGGUCCUGGUGGCAUGAGGGGCCCCCCAUCCAGAGACUACUAUGAUAAUUCGGGGAGUGUUGAACCCUUCUUCAAGGGGAUGUCAUCCAGAGGACCCCCUCCAAUGAAGCGAGGGCCCCCAGUUCGUAACGGAGGCCCCCCACACAAGAGACCCGCCCCAUCUGGUCCAAUGAGCAGACCCCCCAUGUCAAGGGACAGGGAUCCCUAUGGUCCACCUCCACCUCGCAGAGACUCCAUGAUGUCCAGGAGGGAUGAUUAUCCAUCACCAAGAGAUGAUCACUACAGUUCAAAAGACAGCUACUCCAGCCGGGACUACAAUUCCAGGGAUUCAAGGGACUAUGGACCUCCUCCCAGAGAUUACUCAUACAGAGAAUAUUCAAAUUCCAGUUCCCGAGAUGACUACGGCUCAAUGUCAAGAGGAUACAGUGACCGAGAUGGUUAUGGGGGAGGCCGGGAAACAAGAAGCUACAUGGAACGUCCCAGUGGUGGCUCCUACCGAGAUUCAUAUGACGGUUACGGUAACUCUCGCAGCGCCCCACCUUCACGGGGUCCCCCACCAUCCUAUGGUGGGAGCAGUGGAAGCAGUCGUUACGAUGACUAUGGCAGCAGUUCCAGGGAUGGCUAUGGCAGUCGUGACAGUUACCCCAGCAGUCGGAGCGACCCAUAUCCACCUAGCCGUGGUGAGCGAAUGGGCAGGCAGGAAAGGGGCCCAGCUCCCCCUGCCGAUAGAGGCUACCCUCCUCGUGACUCGUACAGCAGCUCAAGUCGCGGAGGGCCACGUGGUGGCCGUGGUGGCAAUCGAGCCGAUAGGGGAAUGGCUCGCAGCAGAUACUAAACUGGACUUGGAAAUCACAUUGAAGCAAAUGCUGUUCUCCGUGCACACAUAACAGGUGUUUUGGAAGAAGUCUAACACCAAAACCUACUAGCCAUGUCUAAAUCUGUGAAGCUUAGCUUUGAAGUGUAUCUUGACUUUCCCAGUUUUUUAUGUGUAAAGUUUUUUUGUUUUAUUUUUUAGUAUUUCUCUUGCUCAUGUUGCAGUACAGUUACCACGUGAGUGUUAGAUUUUGUACGUUCAUUGCUGUUGGAUCUGCAAUGCCCUCCAAGUGUGGCUUUCCUACUCUAAUAAAGCUUUUAGUUGUACCUCGA